AUGAGCGUCGUCCAACAAGCACAAGCACCAGCAAGAAUUGCCACCAACGACAUGUAUCUAUCAAUGGAAGAAAUGUAUUUUUCGCCUCACCAUGCUUUGGAACAGCAUCAGCAACAACAGCAACAACAACAACAACACAAACCAGUAGCAACCUCUCUGCACCAACCGCAAGAUAUCAUGGGAGGAGACGCUGCUGCGCGGUCUUCCUUUCCUGAAAAGCUUCACGGCCUCAUCAUGGACGCAGAGACCAUGGGAUUCCAAGAUGUUGUGAGUUGGCAAGACAGUGGAAAGUCCUUCAAGGUCCACAAGCCACAAAUCUUUCAAAAUGAUAUCAUUCCCAAGUAUUUCAAGCCAAUCAAGUACACCUCCUUUCAGAGACAGCUCUCCAUCUAUGGAUUCCAACGCAUUCGCACUGGCUGGAACACGGGAGGCUACGAGCAUCCUUACUUUACUCGCGAGAAUCCAACCACUUGCAAGAAUAUUCGCCGCCACCAGAAGCCUACCAUCUUUGCCUCCAAGCCAACCGCUGUGAUCCCUGUCCCAGUCGCUUCUACCUCCUCUCCACCCCUAUAUGCUCGCUCUCAGUCUCCCAUGACUAGCAUCGAUGAGGAUUUGUUCAACAUGUACGGAGAAGAUGUGGACCCCAUUGAUGCUGCUUUGGCUCAAAUGAAGAAUGAGAUCAACAUUGAGCACCAUGAUUUCGAGCCUCUUCCUCUCGGAAGUACUUGUCUUCCACGUGUCUCUUCUCACAACAGCAUGAUGAUGAUGAAUCAUCAUCAUCAUCCUGCUGCUGCUGCACAACAUCCACAAUCGCAUCAUGCUGGUCAUCAUCAAGCCCAUUACCAUAAUGAUGAUCAGUUCAUGUUGGACAAGUUGCAAAGCGUCUUUCAAGAAGACAUGCUUCAUGAACAUCAUCAUCAUCACCAUGGAACCUGUGCCCCUGCCAAUGUCAUUGAGAAUCCACUCAAGGCUGUGGAAACUCAAGCCGUUGCCCAACAAACUAACAACAAUAACAACAACAAGGGUGCCUUUUUCCCUGCCAAGUUGCACCAAUUGUUGGACGAUGCCGAACGUAUGAACUUUCGACACAUUGUUUCUUGGGUGGACAAUGGACGUGCCUUUCAAAUUCACGAUCAAAAGGAAUUUGUGGGCAAGAUCAUGUCCAUCUACUUUGAUCAAUCCAAAUUUGCGUCCUUCCGCAGACAGCUCAAUUUGUAUGGAUUCAACCGAACAAGAACCAACAACAACAAGAACAUGUACUUUCAUGAAAACUUUGUGCAAGGAAACUCUGAGUUGUGCGAACAAAUGGUCCGACGUUGUUCGGGUGGGGCCUCUAACCCCAAACCAACCCCGACUGUUGCUUCGUUUGCUGCCUAA
This is a messenger RNA of Cylindrotheca closterium, 1377 nucleotides long. NCBI's taxonomy places the organism in Eukaryota, Bacillariophyta, Bacillariophyceae, Bacillariales, Bacillariaceae. The record is from the annotation of a GenBank genome assembly.